AUGAAUAUGCAGAUGCAGGACCCGAGCCAGGGCAUCCAGAGAGAAUUGCAAGGUCAUGUUCACCUGGUUUCGACCUACAGAUUUCCCUCCCUCUCGCAACUACACCCCGACAAAGUAGCCGAAUACCUCCUCGGCGCUCCCAAAAUCGCCCGCGAUCAAGCUCCUUUCUAUUGGACGUACCUCGACCGCCCUGCUGAUGGGACAGUGUUGUUGAUCUGGCAAUCUCCUUCUCUCGGGCCUGAGUUUCCCAGCGAUGGAUACGUCUGGAACCCGGGCGAGAGCCCUUAUGCGAUUGAUGUCCCAGGCGGAUACACUCUCGAGAUGUAUCAGCAAAAGACAGGCUUUGCGCCGGGCGAGCCUUUCGCAACGCAUUCUCGCCGACGAUACCGCCUCAUGCCCUCUCGAACCAACCCUGGCAAUCCCUCCCCCGACCCAGCUCUCUGGAUCAUUCACUACACGCAGUGCGAUCCCAACGACCGAAUCCCUGCCAACGUCAUCCCCAUCGAUAUGCGCAUCCAGCAGAUCAUGAGCACCCGGCAGUAUCUUCAAUCGCACGGGCAGAUUGUGCAGAAGGAAUUCAUGUUGCAUGAUCGCAAUAAAUGGCCAGCGAUUUCGUUCCCUAGAGGCCCACCAAGGGGUACGCCUAUGUAUGGCGCUAGCGCACCACAAGCUAGGAUUCCGCAGACGAUGGCGUAUCCUGCUCAGCAGCAUGCUGUCGCUGGUCCACCAGCGAAGCGUGUGAGAACACAGACCAAUAUCAACCAGGCUGCUGCUAUCAGCGCGGCUGCUAUGGAGGCUGAUGAUGAGGAGGACUACACUCGUGGAGAUCUUUUUGAUCUAAUGACCCCGCGGGAUAUCAGUAUGGCACGGUACAAGCAGAAUCACGAGUGGAUGGAGGAGAUUCUUUCUUCGCCGUAUGCUAUCCACCAGAUCAUCCCUACGGACCUCGGCCUUGGAAUGCGUGGAGAACUUGGUGCUCUAACAGAGGGAAUUUUCGAUGCGCCUUACAACCCUUUGCAAGCCUACUUUCCUAGGGACAUUCGUAACCAGGUCGACAAUGAUCCUGCAAAGCAGGAAAGGGGUGUGUUCUUCACGCCUUAUCACUCCGAAGACAAGGAUGCUCCAAAGCAAGACGUGCCCAAAAACAUCUAUGUUGGCCGGUUAGAUGCUGACAAGGCGGAAGAGUUUCGCAAGAGGGCUAACGAGAAGAUUGCUGAGACUAAUGCUGAGAUUGAGAAGAUGAAGGCUAAGCAUGCUAAGCGACUCGCUAAAUUCAAAAAGGGGUCACUCAUCACACAUGCUGAGAAGCAGCUUCGCAUUGCGGUGGAGGACCCAACCGACACCGGACCUGAGUUUUGGCGCUUGGAAGGUCGCAUCGAUGAAGAUGCCGAGGAGGGCGGGGCUGCUACUGAAAUCCCACCAAGAGUCUCAGAAAUUGUUGCUCAGGUAGAAGCUUCUGUCGGUCGCCAUGCCGCCGCUGUCAAGGAGCUCGUUCGAAUCCAAGAUGGUGGCUACGAGGAAGUAGCGCCUCGUAUCACGCCUCCGGCAGCUACAUCAGGCUCCAUGUUGGGCACGAACCCCCAUGCUUCGUACAAUGGGUCAUAUAACGGCUCCAACGGCUCCACACAUAGCGGGGUCUUGGUGGACAAUGCAAACGUCGACACGAGCAACUCAGCUGCUGGCCUGCUAGAUCAAUACCAGCCCAGUGGUCCUUCGUCAAAUGCAACGCCCGGCACGGGCAGUAACUUCCCAACGCCGCAGCCGAAUUACCAGCACCACUCGUCGGCAAACACGCCAAGCAAUAUCCAAAUGGCUUCUCCCCACCCCCCUCCAGCUCCUCAGCAGCAGCAAUCGGUUGAAAUCUCGAUGGGCAACACUGGGGAGCAACGGGUGCCCUCCGAUACCACAGGUGGCGACUGGGUCAUUGUCCCUCCCGGCGGCGUCUCCCCGCAAAAUGCGUCCAACUCGCCUGCUAUCGCCCAGCCUUCAACCCAGCCCCAAUUCCAACACCCCAGUAUCUCCGAACACAACCCUUCACCAAUGCCUACCAGUACAUCAGGAAACACGCCUCAGGUCAACGACUUCCACACCUCGCCUAAUGAUUUCGCUGACCUGGGCGAUCUCGAAGGCGCAGAAGGAGCGAUGGGUAGCUAUGGAGGCGACGGUGCGGACAUGGGAAAUCUGGAGCUAGAUAUGGAUGGAGGUGAGGGUGUCGACGAUUCGGCGUUCGGGGAUGCGUUUCAUGGUGUCGAGCAGAGAGGGGAGGACGAGGACGGGGGGAUGAGCGAAGGGCUCUAG
Messenger RNA from Drepanopeziza brunnea f. sp. 'multigermtubi' MB_m1, 2298 nucleotides. RefSeq lists its product as uncharacterized. Gene Ontology annotation, biological process: chromatin remodeling. NCBI's taxonomy places the organism in Eukaryota, Fungi, Ascomycota, Leotiomycetes, Helotiales, Drepanopezizaceae. The record is from RefSeq and is a predicted model, not a curated record.